Dibothriocephalus latus is the source of this 309-nucleotide messenger RNA. Lineage: Eukaryota; Metazoa; Platyhelminthes; Cestoda; Diphyllobothriidea; Diphyllobothriidae. The record is from the annotation of a GenBank genome assembly.
AUGAAAAUAGGGGAUGACACCUCUGAGGACGUUAGCGCCUCAAUUUAUGAUUGGCCGUGGCCACCCACACCCCACACGGGAAACCAAUGUUCCCGCCCCUCUUCUAUCGAGGAUCCAGUAAAUCAGCCGCAAGUGACCACCCCUGAAUUAGACAAUGGAAAGGAUUACUAUGACUAUGAAUAUCCUUACAAUCAAUGUUGUGAAUCGGAGACGCUUCGACAGCUGCUGGCGACACUAGCCUUCGGGAAGUUAAACCAAACUGUACAACAAAGAAGUGGCUAUGGGUACAUGAAUCCCACAACGGAAUAA